AUGGACGAUGGUGCUGCAGCCACAGGGAUUGUUGCUGGUGUGAUUGUCAUCCUGGCGAUGGCUGCAAUGAUCUUGUUCAGAUUGAAGUAUCGAUUGAAGUAUCGAUCCAAGAAACAGGGACUGCACGCUGGACGUAUCCGUCGCCACAACUAUGCUGAUAGUUGGCCUACCGGUGAGGACUAUCGAUGUGAUCCGCGGACUUUGUCGCGCCGAGCCAAGGCUAACACUGUAUGUGGUAGAAAGGUCAAUCAAUAUGCCAUGAAAGACCUGGAGGCAAAUCGUCCGUCUGCACGAGGAGAAGUCGAUCCGUGGCUGCUUGGAAGCAAGGUGACUCUGCAGCCGAUUGAGCCGGCUAGAGUCAACCCGAACAUCCAAGCACGAGAGGGUGACAUCUUUUUCGCGCCGCGCCAUGGUGGGAUACGAGGUGGUCAGAGUUGGGUGUGA
Capronia coronata CBS 617.96 is the source of this 444-nucleotide messenger RNA. RefSeq lists its product as uncharacterized. The record is from RefSeq and is a predicted model, not a curated record. The transcript has a single exon. NCBI's taxonomy places the organism in Eukaryota, Fungi, Ascomycota, Eurotiomycetes, Chaetothyriales, Herpotrichiellaceae. The coding region runs from base 1 to 444 and encodes 147 amino acids.